Molecule: messenger RNA, 730 nt
Organism: Aspergillus sclerotioniger CBS 115572
Lineage: Eukaryota; Fungi; Ascomycota; Eurotiomycetes; Eurotiales; Aspergillaceae
Exons: 1
Coding region: 407-667 (86 amino acids)
Source: RefSeq, a predicted model, not a curated record
AAGUUCUUGUAUGUAUCUAAUACAUCUCAUGCCAGUUGAGCCCUACCGAGGUAUGCCAUGGGGUCAAGAAUGGGCGAUAUCUCCAGAUCUAUAUCAAUCCCAUUGAGGCACUAGCAGAAAAGAAGACAAUGAGACAAUGGAUGUGAAAGAUGAAGAAAGCUAGUGGGUUAGCAACGCGCGUUCCCUGCGUAAACUUCAUUGUUACCUUGAAACUACCUCCUCCAUACAGCGGAAGCCGUUGCCACUCUUUUCCGUGCGCAGCAGCACCGCGCAAUAUCUAACAGAAGGCCCUGCUGUACAUAGGUAUCUACAAAGAAGAUGGGUCGGAUAUUUGGAAUUUCGGGGCUGAGACCGCCUGACACUUCAUUCUAGAAACCCAGCGGUAUGUAGACAGAGAAGGUCACACAUGAGUUCAUUUGCCCCAGUUUCCCUGGUGGCGAUUUUGCUCUGCCUGGUCGGCCCGGUUCCCAACGGGUUGCGUUUCGCCUCAGGAACGCGCGCAGUAAUGGGAUGGAACGGUAGGAGAAAAACAUCGCAGCGAAUACAUGGAGGUCAUAUGUAUGUAGAGGCAAGAAGCUGCUGGGGACGGCGCUUAGAGGCAGCGCCUUACUGGCUGAUGCAGAAGAUCCGCCGAGAGCCAGGGCCUCGCAUGGACCAGGGUAUGUGAAUGGCCGGGGACGGGCCGGGGUACGACGACCGACACCGAAUGAGAUGGUAGGAGCCUUACCGG